Molecule: messenger RNA, 1203 nt
Organism: Peniophora sp. CBMAI 1063
Lineage: Eukaryota; Fungi; Basidiomycota; Agaricomycetes; Russulales; Peniophoraceae
Source: the annotation of a GenBank genome assembly
AUGUCACCUAGUCUAGCAAUUGAAGAUAGUCCUCUAUCUGAUGAGGUGCCCGCCACCACCACUGCUUCGUCAGCCCAGCCUAUGAACCAGUCCCGCGACGCGUGGGAUCUCCAGGACGCGUUUAGUCACGUUGCCGCGUACGGACCAUUCCAGCUCCUACCUCUUGCGCUCACCUUGGCACCGGCCGUAUCACCCACUCUCGCUGCACACUGGUUUCUGACGGCAAUCUCCACUUACGCAAUGGCUAUGGAACGAGCGGAACCUCUGCCGACGCCGCCACCAGACGCUUUACCGCCUGCACCACAGCCCCCUACGGCAGGACUACCGGACUCGAACGCUCCAACGCCAGCUCCAGUUGUCAUCAAUGAAGACACUGAUCUCGCUUCCCUCACCCCAGCACAGUUAUACGAGCUGAACCAGAAUGUAUUGAACGAAUCUACGUCUUCCGACCGGCCUUUGAUUGCUCCCGUGGCUCCCAUUGCCGUCCUGCGCGCCGAAUAUGAAGCUGGUUCCCAGGCUUUCGUCAAGCAGAUCGAUGCGCUGGCCGGACAGGGAUAUUCAGGCAUACGAAGGACUAGAGGAGAUGGUGACUGCUUCUAUCGGUCCUUAGCCUUUGCAUACAUCGAACGCGUCAUGCGAGGACCCGACCCAACACUGGACGCUACGGUUGCUAUAAGCGUACUGGACUCGUCUCUCUCACUUCUUGAGGGUGUCGGCUUCGAUAAGUUUGCGUACGAGGACUUCUAUGAGGAACUCUUGGGGCUGCUCAAGCGGGUCGGCUCGGAAUCAUCCAAUCGCCUAACACCCGCUUCUCUUCUGCAGGCUUUCCAGGCUCCAGAAGUCUCCACUUCCAUUGUCGUCUUCUUGCGCCUCCUCACCAGCGCACAAAUCCGGAUGGAUCCGGACGCGUUCGACGCCUUCCUUUUCCAUCCUGAUUUCGGAAACCAGAUGACAGCCCGAGACUUCUGUGAGACGUUUGUAGAGCCAACUGGCAAAGAAGCAGACCAUGUGCAGAUGACCGCACUUUCACGCGUGUUGCAACUCAACGUGAAGGUUGCAUACCUUGAUGGCCACUCCGCUGAUGGCAAGGUUGACUGGGUUGACUUCCAAUGCGCGCCUGACCCGCAGGCUUCACCUGUCAUUCUCUUAUACCGCCCUGGUCAUUACGAUAUUCUGGAGACAAGGAGCGAAGAGGAACUCUAA